AUGGCUUUGAGAUGGCAAGUGAGGCUUUCUUUUGUUGCCUUACUCUUCAUGUGCUCGAAAGAUACUUCGAGUGUGAGGGACCGUGCAAUAGACAAUAUCUCACAGAGACACUCGAGCCAAGUUAGACCCCGACAGCAGUUGCUCGAUCACUCUAAGGGUUUGAAGACGAAACUUGAACCGUCAUUCGAUUAUUCUCAACCUGCCAAUGUGACGGCCCUGGUAGGCAAAACGGCCUACCUCACGUGUCGUGUUCAAAAUCUCGGGGAUAAAACGGUGUCCUGGAUCCGGGCCAGAGAUAUACAUAUUCUAACUGCUGGAGGGUAUACCUAUACAAGCGACCAACGAUUCCAAGCUUUGCACAGGAAAAACUCUGGACAAAACAAUGAGUGGUCAGAAUGGACUUUAUGUAUCAAAUGGGCUCAAGAACGAGAUCAAGGGAUCUACGAAUGCCAAAUUUCGACCAUACCUCUGAUGUCUUAUCCGUUUCGGCUCAAUGUUGUGGUACCUACAUCAUCGAUAUUGGGAGGACCAGAGUUAUAUGUUGGUGCAGGAAGCACGAUAAACCUAACGUGUGCAAUCCACUUCAGCUGGGAACCCCCGGCGUACAUCUUCUGGUACUAUAACGACAAUGUACUUAGUUAUGACAGUCCCAGGGGUGGUGUAUCGGUGAUAACCGAAAAGGGAAGUGACGUUACAACUUCAUGGCUGCUCAUUCAAGCAGCACAGCCAUCAGAUUCCGGGGAGUACAGUUGCAAGCCAAGCAACGCGAACACUGCCAGCAUAAGGGUUCACGUUCUCAAUGGCGAACGACCUGAAGCGAUGCAGACUGGAACGGCUGGACCGAUUCUUUCAUCGAGCUGUCUUUUGGUGUCACUAAUCAUUAUGUACAUAUCUUCAUUUUAA
Molecule: messenger RNA, 903 nt
Organism: Belonocnema kinseyi
Lineage: Eukaryota; Metazoa; Arthropoda; Insecta; Hymenoptera; Cynipidae
Product: peroxidasin homolog
Exons: 5
Coding region: 1-903 (300 amino acids)
Biological process (GO): synapse organization
Cellular component (GO): neuron projection membrane
Source: RefSeq, a predicted model, not a curated record